Molecule: messenger RNA, 2355 nt
Organism: Ipomoea nil (Japanese morning glory)
Lineage: Eukaryota; Viridiplantae; Streptophyta; Magnoliopsida; Solanales; Convolvulaceae
Product: LEAF RUST 10 DISEASE-RESISTANCE LOCUS RECEPTOR-LIKE PROTEIN KINASE-like 2.4
Exons: 3
Coding region: 1-2139 (712 amino acids)
Biological process (GO): protein phosphorylation
Molecular function (GO): protein kinase activity; polysaccharide binding; ATP binding
Source: RefSeq, a predicted model, not a curated record
AUGGAUUCCAAUCCUAGUCUUAAUUCAUUGCUCUCAAUCAUUAUAACCCUCAUCUUGAUCCAGGUGCCUGAAACUUUCUGUCAAAAUAAUGGUAGCAGUCCUCCUGAUGAGUUUGUGAGCUGCGGUGAGUCAUUCAGCUGCGCCGGUAUUGAAGACUUGGGCUACCCUUUCUGGGGUAGAAGCCGGCCGGCCUACUGUGGCCACCCGGCUUUUGAGCUGAACUGCAGUAAUGAGUUCCCAGAAAUCGCUAUCCGAUCAGUACAGUACAGAAUUUUCAAUAUUAGCAACCAGUCACAGACUGCCAAAAUUGCCAGAAAUGAUCUGUUAAACAAUAUAUGUCCCUGGCAUCCUCAAAACGCAUCCUUGGACUUCAACCUCUUCAACUACGUUCCCUCUGGCGAUCAGAACAUCAGUCUGUUCUACGGUUGCAGCACCGUUGUAAAGCCUGCUCUCAACUGCAGUGAACACAAUUCCAGUUUCCGCUGCAACAACGAAAACCCUCCCCCUGUCGUUGAUCCAUCUCGUGAUUCUCGUCCAACUUCCCACCUCUUCAACUGCACUGAAUCGAAUGGCGGCAAUUCCAGCCAUUGCAAUAUCAUUAUUAAAAACCAAGCGUCCUUUGCUUCGAUUCCCCAUAUCUUCAACUGCAGUGAAGGCAAUUCCAGCUUCGGUGUGUAUGGCCUCGGGACGUCGCCCAGAAUAAGGUGUGGGAUUCAGGUCGUUGUUACUGUCACUCAAGGAGCUUUUGAGGCUUUAGGUAAUGCAUCCCAUGCUUCAGAGGAGUUGAUAAGAACAUCCAUGGCGGGCGGUUUUUCUGUGGAGUGGAAAGCAAAUAAUAGCUUGUGCCAGGAGUGCAUGAGGUCAGGGGGACGAUGCGGCUCCAAUGCCAAUCUCAUUUCAACACAAUUUGUUUGCUACUGUGCCAAUCCAACCUUUUCAUCCACCUGCACCAACAUUCGCAGUCACACUAAUGGUGAUAACAAUGAAUCUAAAAAAGGGCUUAGCAUUGGGGUGAAACUUGGUCUAGUUGCCAUGUUUGGCUUACUGGGAGUAGUGCUAACUUCAAUGCUUAUAAUCUGCUUCUUCAAAAGGAGAAGUUCCUGGAGAAAGGGAGACAAAAGAAAAGAAAAUAUUGAAGAAUUCAUAAGGACUAAUGAAUUCCAUGCUAUCAAGCUGUAUACUUAUUCGGAUAUAAAGAAAAUGACUAACUCAUUCAGUGACAAAAUCGGUCAAGGAGGUUUUGGUAGUGUAUAUAGAGGAAAGUUACCUGAUGGGUGCCCAGUAGCUGUGAAGCUAUUGACCAACACAAAGGGUAAUGGGGAAGAUUUCAUCAAUGAAGUUGGUAGCAUUAGUCGAACUUCCCACGUGAACAUAGUUACUCUUGUAGGGUUCUGUUAUAAGAAGAAAAGAGCUUUGGUCUAUGAAUUCAUGCCUAAUGGAUCAUUAGACAAGUACAUAGGCAACAAAGGGUCCCAAAAUAAGAAUUAUUGUCAGUUGGAGUGGAAGACAUUGUACCAGAUUGCAAUUGGCAUUGCUCGAGGACUAGAAUAUCUGCACAGAGGGUGCAACACAAGAAUCAUGCACUUUGACAUUAAACCUAACAACAUUCUUCUGGACAGGGACUUCACCCCCAAAAUCUCUGAUUUCGGCCUCGCAAAACUGUGCAAGAAAAAGGAGAGCGUUGUGUCUCUAUCCGUGUACGGUGCUAGAGGAACCGUAGGAUACAUUGCUCCAGAAGUUUUCUUCAGAAGCAUUGGAGGUGUCUCCCACAAGUCUGAUGUUUACAGUUAUGGCAUGACGGUUAUCGACAUGGUGGGAGUAAGGGAGAACGAAGAGGCAGGUGAGACUAGUGACUCGUGUUUUCCCAAUUGGAUAUAUGAGCAGCUGGAGCAAGGCUUUAAUUUCAGCCUUGAAGGCAUCACAGAUGAAGAUGAUAAAGAAAUGGCAAUGAAGAUGAUGUUGGUUAGUUUGUGGUGCAUCCAAACCAAUCCAGCGGACCGCCCUUCCAUAAGAAGAGUGGUGGAGAUGUUGGAGGGAAGCAUUGAGUCCUUGCACAUUCCACCGAAACCAUAUUUCUGUCCUCCAACUGAUGAAUCACCUCAGCAGUCCUCUACAUCAUCUGUUACCACACAAAUCUGAGGCAACAAACUGUCCAUAAUGUAUCAAAUUAGGGUUUUAAGUAUGGGAUCUUAUGACUAUAUCUAAAUACUGCCAACCUGCUGUUUUCAACAAAGUAAAAAUAGUGUUUUGUCAUGUAAGAACAAAUUUGAUAAAUAUUCAUAACUCUCAUACAGAGUAUUAGAGCUGAAAUCAUCCAUUAAAUAAUGAAACCGUGUAAUAUAAUUUUUUUUUUUU